This is a messenger RNA of Dipodomys spectabilis (banner-tailed kangaroo rat), 5234 nucleotides long. RefSeq names its product laminin subunit gamma 3 (gene Lamc3). The transcript has 29 exons. The record is from RefSeq and is a predicted model, not a curated record. The coding region runs from base 1 to 4722 and encodes 1573 amino acids. Lineage: Eukaryota; Metazoa; Chordata; Mammalia; Rodentia; Heteromyidae.
AUGGCCACCCCCGCGGCGGCGUUGGCGCUGCUGCUGGGGCUGCUGGCGCGGGCGGCCCCGGGCGCGGGCGCGGGCCCCGGCGCGUGCUACGACGGCGCGGGGCGGGCGCGGCGCUGCGUGCCCGAGUUCGAGAACGCGGCGUUCGGGCGGCGCGCGCAGGCCUCGCGCACGUGCGGCCGGCCGCCCGAGGACUUCUGCCCGCAGGUGCGCGCGGGCGGCGCGGGGCCGCCGUGCCAGCGCUGCGACGCCGCCGACCCGCGCCGCCACCACAACGCCUCGCUGCUCACCGACUUCCACAGCCCCGACGACAGCACCUGGUGGCAGAGCCCCACCAUGGCCCGCGGGGUGCAGUACCCCCACUCCGUCAACCUCACCCUGCGCCUGGGGAAGGCCUACGAGAUCACCUACGUGAGGCUCAAGUUCCACACCAGCCGCCCCGAGAGCUUCGCCAUCUACAAGCGCAGCCGCGCGGGCGGCCCCUGGGAGCCCUACCAGUACUACAGCGCCUCCUGCCAGAGGACCUACGGCCGGCCCGAGGGCCAGCGCCUGCAGCCCGGCCAGGACGAGCGCGUGGCCUUCUGCACCUCCGAGUUCAGCGACAUCUCCCCGCUCAGCGGCGGCAACGUGGCCUUCUCCACCCUGGAGGGCCGGCCCAGCGCCUACAACUUCGAGGAGAGCCCGGGGCUGCAGGACUGGGUCACCAGCACGGAGCUCCUCAUCUCCCUAGACCGGCUCAACACAUUUGGGGAUGACAUAUUCAAGGACCCCAAGGUUCUCCAGUCCUACUACUAUGCAGUGUCUGACUUCUCCGUGGGCGGCAGGUGCAAAUGCAACGGCCAUGCCAGCGAGUGCGGCCCCGACGGGGCGGGCCGGCUGGCCUGCCGCUGCCAGCACAACACCACGGGCGUGGACUGCGAGCGCUGCCUGCCCUUCUUUCAGGACCGCCCGUGGGCCCGGGGCACCGCCCAGGCCGCCAACGAGUGUCUGCCCUGCAACUGCAGCGGCCGCUCGGAGCAGUGCACCUUCGACCGCGAGCUCUUCCGCAGCACCGGCCACGGCGGCCGCUGCCACCGAUGCCGCGAUCACACGGCCGGGCCCCGCUGCGAGCGCUGCCGGGAGGCCUUCUACCGCUGGGACCCGCGGGCUGCGUGUCAGCCCUGCGACUGCCACGCAGCAGGCUCCCUGAGUCUCCAGUGUGACCACGAGGGAAUCUGCUCCUGCAAGCCCACGGUGACCGGCUGGAAGUGUGACCGCUGCCGGCCUGGGUUCCACUCGCUCAGCGAGGGUGGCUGCAGGCCCUGCAUGUGCAGCGUGGCGGGCAGCCUGGGCACCUGUGACCCCCGCAGCGGACACUGUCCCUGCAAGGACAACGUGGAAGGCAACUUGUGCGACAGAUGCCGCCCGGGCACCUUCAACCUCCAGCCCUACAACCCCACCGGCUGCACCCCCUGCUUCUGCUUUGGCCACUCUACCGUGUGCACCGUGGCCCCCGGCUUCCAGACCCAGCCCGUCAUCUCAGACUUCCGCCAGGGAGCCGACGGCUGGCGGGCCAUGGGCAGCGAGGGUUCGGAGCGGUCCCCACGAUGGAGUCCCAGUGGGGUGCUCUUGGGCCCCGGAGACGAGGAGCUCAGGGCGCCAGAGCGGUUCCUGGGGGACCAGCGGCUCAGCUACGGGCAGCCGCUCACACUGACCCUCCGCGUCCCCCCCGGGGCACCCCCGCCCCCCGUGCGGCUGAAGCUGGGAGGAGCCGGCCUGGACCUGGCCCUGAAACCCUCCAGCUCCUCUGGACCCCCGGGGGCCGGACAGCCGGGGCUGCUGCAGCUCCACUUCCUCCUGCAGGAGACGUCUGAGGACGCCAGCCCCCCACUGCCUGCCUUCCACUUCCAGAGGCUGCUCACCAACCUGACCAUUCUGGGCAUCCGGGCCAGCGGCCAAGGCACGAGCACUUCCGGCCAAGUGUUCCUGACAGAGGUCCAACUCCCAUCUGUGCAGCCCGGGCCCGGGCCUGCUCCACCGGCCGCCUGGGUAGAGGCCUGCUCCUGUCCCCGGGGCUACACCGGCCAGUUCUGCGAGUCCUGUGCUCCGGGAUACAAAAGGGAGAUGCCCCAGGGGGGCCCCUACACCCGCUGUGUCCCCUGCACCUGUAACCAGCAUGGCACCUGCAACCCCAACACAGGGGUCUGCCUGUGCGCCCACCACACCGAGGGCCCCUCCUGCGAGCGCUGCGCGCCGGGUUUCCAUGGCAACGCCUUCACCGGCCGAGCGGACGCCUGCCAGCCCUGCCCAUGCCCCGGACGGUUGGCCUGCACUGUCGUCCCAGACAGUGGGGAGGUGGUGUGCACCCACUGCCCCCAGGGCCAGAGAGGGCGGCGCUGCGAGCAGUGUGAGGAUGGGUUUUUUGGAGACCCUCUGGGAGUCCGUGGGGCCCCGCAGCCCUGCCGCCCAUGCCCAUGCAGCGGGAACGUGGACCCCAACGCCGUGGGCAACUGUGACCCCCAGUCCGGCCGCUGCCUGCGCUGCCUGCACAACACCACGGGCCCCCGCUGCGAGCGCUGUCGGGAGGGCUUCUACGGGAGCGCCCUGGCCCUGCGGCCAGCAGACAAAUGCACGCCCUGCGGCUGCCACCCAGGGGGCUCCGUCAGCGAGCUGAGACCCUGCCACCCGGUGACCGGUCAGUGCACCUGCCUGUCUCACGUGACCGGAAGGGACUGUGGUCACUGCUGCCCUGGUUUUUACGACCUCCAGCCAGGGAGAGGCUGCCAAAGCUGCAAGUGUCACCCACUGGGCUCCCAGGAGAAUCGGUGUCACCCUGAAACGGGCCAGUGCCCUUGCCGCCCGGGGGUCACCGGCCAGGCCUGCGACAGGUGCCAGCUGGGCUUCUUCGGCUUUUCUGCCAAGGGGUGCCGGGCUUGCAGGUGCUCCCCGCUGGGCGCCGCCUCCGCCCAGUGCCACGAGAACAGCACGUGCGUGUGCAGGCCCGGCUUCGUGGGCUACAAGUGUGACCGCUGCCAAAGCAACUUCUUCCUCGCUGCAGACGGCAGCCACUGCCAGGAGUGCCCGGCCUGCUACGCCCUGGUGGAGGAGGGGGUGGCCAAGCUGAAGGCCAGGCUGGCGCUGGUGGAGGAAUGGCUGCAGGGGUCUGACUGCAGCAGUCCCUGGGAGCCCCUAGACAUUCUUCAGGAGGAGACCCCGCGGGGGGACGCCUACCAGCGCCACCUGCUGCCAGGGGCCCGGGAAGCCUUUCUGCACCAGAUGACCGGCCUGGGGCGAGCUGUGAAGGCCGCAGGGGAGCAGCUGCGGGUGCUGGACACGAGCGCCCGCUGCGAUGGGACUGGCGACGGGAAGACCUGCAGCCAGCUGGCUGACCUCAGGGUGGUGCUGGCGUCCUCCGAGGAGGAGAUUCUGCAGGCAGCCUCCGUGCUCACCUACCUGGUGAGGCUCCCGGAAGGGCCUGGCCACCCCACCAACUGGAGCCACCUGGCCACAGAGGCACGGGCCUUCGCCAGGAGCCACAGGGACACUGCGGCCCAGGCGGGGGCCGCCGCGCAGCGCGCCCUGCUGGCCUCCGACACCAGCGCCCUGCUGCUCUGGAGCCUGGUGGACGAUCGCGAGGCCCUGGAGGCCCGGCGGGAGCUGGAGGACAGGUACCAGGAGGUCCAGGCGGCCCAGCACGCACUGGACACAGCUGUGGCGGAGGUGCUGCCCGAAGCUAAGCGGGUGCUAGCCACAGUACAGCACCUCACAGUUGAUACGGCUCUACACCUGGCCUUGCUGGCUGCCCCCGGGGUGCCGCCUCAGAAGUCACCAGCCAGAGAGCUGGGGUUGAAAGUUCGGGCCUUAGAGCGAGCAGCCACCAAGCGGGUAGAAGCCUUGCAGGCCUCGGCUCGCGCGGCCCUGCAGAAGACGGAGCCGCUCACACGGCUGCGCCAGGAGGCCACAGCGGCCCUGACCCGCGCGUCCGCAGCGGUCCAUGCCGCCACAGUGACCGUCACCGGAGCCAGGACCCUGCUGGCUGACCUGGAAGGAAUGAAGCCGCGGUUUCCACAGCCCCGGGACCGGGCCACACUGCAGAGGAAAGCAAGUGUGGUCCGGGGCAGGGUCCUCGCAGACACAAAAAAGAAGACCAAGCAGGCAGAGAGGAUGCUGGGAAAUGCGGCAUCUCUCUCCUCCAGCGCCAGGAAGAAGAGCAGAGAAGCGGAGCUGCUGGCGAAGGACAACGCCAAGCUUUCCAAGGCCGUGCUGAGGGCGGGGAAGCGAGGGCAGCGCCGGGCGGGUGGGCUGGCCAGCCAGGCGCAGGCCACCCUCCAGCAGGCCUCUCGGCUGGCGAGAAUCUCCGGAGCUCGUCGACGGGAGCUGGAGGCAGCUGAGCAGGUGAGUGCAGGGCUGAGCUCUCUGGAGCGCCACAUCCGGGCAUCGCACGUCUCCCUGGAGAAGGACAUCAAGGCCUUAUCCGAGCUGCUGGCCAGGCUGGGGUCACUGGACACAGACCAAGCCCCUUCCCAGGCCUUGAACGAGACCCAGCGGGCACUUGACAGCCUGAGGAUGCAGCUGGGCUCCCAAGGGGCCCUGCACAGGAGGCUGCAGCAGCUGGAGCAGGAGUCUGAGCAGCAAAAGCAGCAGAUCCAGGACUUUGAGAGCGACCUGACUGAGAUCCGGGCUGACAAACAGAACUUGGAGGCCAUUCUGCACAGCCUGCCUGAGCCCUGUUCCAGCUGGCAGUGAGGACCCCAGGCCCCUUGCGUAUGCUCCUCCCCGAGGAUCUGAGUGUGCAGCAGACUGACUUACUGAAGCCACUUUCUGCCCUGGCCCCAGGCCCCUUCCAUCCGGUGACCUGCUCGAAGAAGCCAGGCUCCCGGGGGUCUGGAGGGGCCUGAGAGAGGCCACCAGGAGCAACCCUAUGCCCCCUGCUGACCCAGCCAGCCUUGGAUGGACACUUCCUGAACUGGUCCUGUUGCCUCACCUGCCACCAAGGCAGCCCCGGGGGCUGUGCAAGCCUGGCCGCCCUUCCCGUCUAACCUUGCCCGGGGAAUGCUCCUGUGGCCAGGCCUGUGGUGGGGCCCUCUUCCAGGAUUCCCCCUGCAUUUCCUCCCGUGCUCUUCUCCCCUUUCCUGGGGCCUCUUCUAGCAGGCCAGGGCCUUGGCCUGGGUUGACAGGCCUCUCUGGACCCAGUUCCUCCCCUGAGUCCAGGGAGGGACAGGCAAUGAAGAGGAAAUAAAGGCUUCCUUUCUGAGGUG